This is a messenger RNA of Aegilops tauschii subsp. strangulata, 1053 nucleotides long. RefSeq lists its product as uncharacterized. NCBI's taxonomy places the organism in Eukaryota, Viridiplantae, Streptophyta, Magnoliopsida, Poales, Poaceae. The record is from RefSeq and is a predicted model, not a curated record.
AUGACCGCAAAAGAAUUUGAGGAGCUUGUCCUCAAUGGCCACAACUACCCUACAUGGGCCAUGGACGUCAAGAUCAGCCUUGCUUCCCGUGGGAUAGCACGUGCAAUCCAGGAUCCGGAGACUCCUCUACCGGUCGGAACCACGCCGCUAACUGAACAGCAAAACUAUGCAACUUUAUACAUUAUAAGGCACCAUAUUCACCCAGAUCUAAAGUCUGAGUACUUAGAGGAGGAAUCUCCCAGUACUUUGUUUCUAGCCCUUAAAACGAGAUAUGAACAGCAGAAGGCAGUUGUCCUGCCAGAAGCGCUCCAUGAUUGGACUCACCUUCGUCUUCAGGAUUUCAAGUCCAUCAGUGAGUACAACCACAAGGUUCAUAAGAUAAGUUCCAAACUACGCUUUUGCGGGAAGGAACCUACUGAUGCGGAGAAAAUAGAGAAAACUUUAUCUACUAUGCUCCCUUCAGACAGGAUCCUCCAGCAGCAAUACCGUGCUCGCAACUAUACUGUCUAUUCCGAGCUUAUUCAUAUGUUACUUCAGGCUGAAAAGCAUGAUGAGCUACUCGCUAAGAAUGGCUCUCAACGCCCAGUUGGGGCACAACCUCUACCCGAAGUUCUUAUGAAUGUCGCGAAUAGACAGAAGUUUGAUGGUGCCUUUAGGGGCAAUCAAUCAAAUUUCCAGAACAAGCGAAAGCGCAUUAGGAAUAGGAGGUCUAGGAACUCAGACAAGGGAAAAGGCACUGCAAAGCCCAAGCAUGAUAAAUCUCUACUUUGCAACAAGUGUGGAUGCUACACGCACCCCACCGACAAGUGCAAGAUCCCAAAACAUCUGGUUAUGUUGUACCAGCAAUCUCAGGGACGCAAAGCACCUCAAGGGAAGAGGUUUGAAGCCAACUUCAACCUUCAUCCGGACAGCGCCAAUGGAGCCGGUAGUUCGCAUGACGUUCCUCCUGAACCGAGCAACACCAUCGAGUUCCAUCAGCCAGAGGACCUUGCUGACACGGAGAACAUGAUGAUUGAGUAUACCUCAAACGACACGUUUGGAGACUUCGACUAG